Molecule: messenger RNA, 8550 nt
Organism: Mercenaria mercenaria
Lineage: Eukaryota; Metazoa; Mollusca; Bivalvia; Venerida; Veneridae
Product: proteasome adapter and scaffold protein ECM29-like
Exons: 43
Coding region: 113-5311 (1732 amino acids)
Biological process (GO): proteasome assembly
Cellular component (GO): nucleus; cytoplasm
Molecular function (GO): molecular adaptor activity
Source: RefSeq, a predicted model, not a curated record
GGAAAAUAGUCUAUCGAAAAGCAAGCGUUUGUCGACUCUGGCAUGAUUUGCUAAAAUAAAGAAACGGGAGAAGGGUCAACAAUAUAAUAAUACUCCGUGAAGAAAAGAAGACAUGUCUGGAUCUGAAGAAAACACUCUUGUGGAGAGAGUGUUUUUACGUAUUGGUUCAGCAGAGACAGAUGACCAGCUUGAGGCUGCGCUCAGUCGGUUCCUUGCACCAGUUCUUCUUAAACUAGACAGCAAGGAAGAGGGUGUACGGAAAAAGGUGAUGGAGUUACUUGUCCAUGUCAACAAGCGGUUGAAGAGUAGGACUAAAGUACAGUUACCUGUAGAUGAAUUGAUAAUACAGUACAAGGAUCCUGGUUCCUCAUCCAUUGUAGCUAAUUUCACGGUUAUCUAUAUCAAAAUGGGGUAUCCAAGACUUGAUCCAAAGGAACAGGCAGAAAGACUACCAGCUUUAAUUGGUUGUUUUGAGGGUCGGUCAACAAGUCAUCAGGAUAACUUCCUGCAGUUAGUAAUGCCAGCAUUAGAAAAAGUAGAGUUUCCACAAAACAUAGAGAAACGCAAGGAAAAGUUCAGCUUUGUCAACAACCCUAGCAUAGUUAAAUUGUUGUUGGACUAUAUGCUAGAUCUGCUUAUUGUUCCAUAUGGGUCACACACCAAGAUAGCUGAUCUUCAGUCGGCUCAGGCUAGACGACCAGCCACCGCUCCAGCAGGGGAAAGCACUCCUCAGCCAACUGCACCACCUGGUUUGUCAGUGUCAGCAUUCCGGCGAGUCAUGGGAGAUAACCCAUACCAGCCAGAACAGCUGGAGAAGGUGAAGCUGUGUAUAAUUAGGUUUCUCGGUGCAGACAUGUUCACAGAAGCUGACGUGGUAUGCCACUAUAUUAUAGGAGCUGCGGAUACAAGACAUAGUGUUGCUACAGCUGCAGAUAUGGAACUGAAAAAAAUUAUAGCAUCUGUAGAUUUCAACAGUCCUGCCAUCUUGAAUAAGCUGUUUGGAAUCAUCCUGGGGACAAUAGAAGUAAAAGGACAGCCUGCUACUCGGCCUGACAUGAAGAGAGUUCCAGCAUGCACAAGAAUUAGGAUGAAGAUUUUACCUUACAUAUUGAAAGCUCGAGAAUCGGCUAAUUUCUUCCCUUUCAAUAUUCAGCUGAUAUUUGAUUGCUUGUAUGGACAGAACACAAACACAAAGCUCAAGGUGUAUGCCAUACAGUUGAUUCACCAUAUGUGUCUAUACUGCAGUUCCACUGAUAUCAAGUUUAUAGCUGUAAGUGCAGUGUUACAAACCAAGUUGAUCAAUCUUGUCAAAGAAGGAAAAGAGGAUGCAAAAGUUUUAAGUCUGGGCUAUGUAGCAAUAGGAAAGUUGGUGAAUAAAUUCCCACAACUUGUAGCCUCAAAUAUCGCUCUUGUACAAGUCUUCUUCCAUGUCAUGUGCCAGGUGGACUCGGAGAUGCGACUGGCUGUACAGGAGGCAUUGUCUUUAAUGGCGGAUGCAUUCAAGGACUUGGAUGAAUCAAACAUGAAAAUCAUGGAGGCAUUACUUAUGGAAGCCAUUGACAAGGAAGAACCACAAGCUAGGAUGAUGGCGGUACAAUAUUCAGAGAGAAUAUUUCAGCAGGAUCAUGUACCUUCUAGAUAUAUCCUCUUAUUAGCUGCUGGUGAUCAGAAAGAAGACAUUCGCAUCGAAGCAUUGAAAGGCUUGCACCCACAACCAGUUGUAGAUAAAUCCAACACAAAACCUGUAGAAACUGUACUCCCAAACUUCACAACCAUGGUGGAAUAUAUCAAAGAGAAAGCAGAUAUUCGUGUCACAACUCAGAAUAGGUAUGUUGUAGCCAAUAACACACUGCCAUUCAAUCCAGCAGCCUUCAGUGAGAUAUUACUGUAUCUGAGGGCAUGCCUGGCUUACAGUGCCGGGCUCAAGCCAGACAUGGAUGGCAUAGCAGCGAUGAAGGACCAGGCACCAAAAAUUUCAAAAUAUGUAAAGACACUGCUAGCUGGGAGCAGAUUGGAUACCAGUCCAGUAAAAACCUAUGUAGACCUUGUACAACUUCUUCUCAAAGCUGUUGGAGGUGCAACACCUAUGUAUUGUUUACUUGAGAUGGUUGCCUUGGCAGCAGAUCAUCUUGUACCAAAAUUUGUAGAGCAACUUCCUUGGUUAAAGACAUUUGUGUUUUCCAUGAAAGAUGACAUUCGAGAUCUUGCUGCCAACUUGUAUGCUUUUGUUGUAUGCAAACAGACAGAUGAGGACAGAAUUCUUGAAGCUUUGGACACAUUUCAUACUUCUCUCACAGAUAAGAGUGUAGAAAUUCAACAUGGUGCUUUGUUGGCCCUUGGAUAUUUGAUUGGUCAGUUAUUGAGAAGCAGACGCAAUCAAGAAAGUCAAGGGAGCUCACUGUGGCAGAAAAUGGAAAAGCGGAUAGAGGUUGCUGUUCUUUCAAUUGCACGACUUGUUAAAGUAUCGGAGGAGACUAACCCACUGCUGUCUGGAGGAGCGUGUCAAGCUGUUGGUGAAAUAGGACGUAACGCUGCCCUACCACUGCCCACUGGUGAUGAUGGGAACAGUGAUGGAGAGAUAACAAAACUUUCCACUGUGAAAAAUCUUAUUUCUAUCAUCAAGUCUGGUAAAGAAACUUCAAAGAGUAAGGAGAGAGCAGCACUGUGUCUAGGUCAGUUGUGUGUCGGAGAAGGAAAGUUCCCACAUAGAAAAGUUGCCAUAGAGGGGCUUCUGGAUUCUGUCCAGAGUAAACAAAUAGACCUUCAUUUUACUAUUGGAGAGGCCCUGGUAUAUGCUGCACAGGGACCCACAUCUCCUGCAGCUCGUGACCUUUGGACUGAGACAGAAGAAGAGUUCAAGGCCUCUGUGAGUAGUGUAGAAGAUGAGAUGGAGUGGUACCUUACUACAGUGCUCACACAGUAUGUUCAGAGUUCAAACCCCCACGUGCGCCAGGCUUCGAGCAUCUGGCUUCUGGCACUGGUCAAAAAAUGUGGUUCACAUCCAGCAAUACAGGCCAGAUUGACAAGUCUUCAGUCAGCUUUCAUGCAACUUCUCUCAGAAAUUGAUGAGUUAACUCAGGACAUAUCAUCGAAAGGUUUAGGCCUGGUGUAUGAAAUAUGUUCUACAGAACAGAAGGACGUGUUGGUGUCCAAACUCGUUGAAACACUCAUGACUGGUAAGAGGCAGCAGCCAAAAGUUUCAGGUGACACCCAGGUGUUUGAGGAAGGAAGCCUUGGAAAGACACCAGAUGGGGGAGGAUUGUCAACUUAUAAAGAACUGUGUUCUAUAGCCAAUGAGCUUAACCAACCAGAUCUCAUCUACAAGUUCAUGCAUCUAGCCAAUCAUCAUGCUAUGUGGAACUCGAGAAAGGGAGCAGCAUUUGGAUUCAGUACUAUAGCAGCACAGGCUGGGGAGCAGCUGGCCCCGUAUUUGCCCCAAAUUGUCCCCAGAUUGUACAGAUACCAGUUUGACCCCAAUCCCAAGAUACAACAGGCUAUGAGUAGUAUUUGGAAUGCCCUGGUGCAGGAUAACAAAAACACAGUAGAUAAAUACAUGAAAGAAAUCUUAAAUGAUUUAUUGUCAAACCUAACAAACAACCAGUGGAGAAUCAGAGAGUCAAGCUGCCUAGCUGUGAAUGAUUUGUUACGUGGCCGUCCACUAGAUGACGUAGUUGAAAGUUUGCCCGAGCUGUGGGAAUCAUGUCUGCGUGUUCUUGAUGAUAUAAAGGAGAGCGUGAGAAAAGCAGCUGAUCUGGCGUGUAAAACUCUCAGCAGGGCUUCAAUUAAAAUCUGUGAUGUAAGUUAUGGUAAAGUUGGAGAGAGAGCUACUACUCUGGUGUUACCUUGUCUACUCAAGUGUGGAUUACAGAGCCCUGUAUCAGAGGUCAGGGCCAUAGGGUUGUCAACUAUAUUGAAGAUCAGUAAGAAUGCAGGCAUAUUGCUGAAGCCACACAUUCCAAUCCUGGUCACGGCCUUGCUGGAGGCUAUCAGUGGGCUUGAACCACAGGUGAUGAAUUACCUUAGUCUACAAGUUGCCAGCAACCAGGAAAUACAAAAUAAGUUAGACAGUGCUAGAAUUGCUGCAUCCAAGAUGUCUCCAAUGAUGGAAACUGUAAAUCUGUGUGUACAGUACAUAGAUGAUACUGUGUUACCAGAACUGAUUCCACGGUUUACUGAGUUGGUCAGGAGUGGAUUAGGGGUUGGAACUAAGGCAGCUUGUGCAAACUUUGUUGUGUCUCUUGUACGACAGUGUCCACAAGAACUUGGCCCACAUGCAGGUAAACUGAUGGCAGCAUUUCUACAUGGUGUUGCAGACAGAAACAUGUCAGUAAGAAAAUCUUAUGCAAUGGCACUUGGACAUCUUGUCAGAAUUGGGAAAGACUCCAGUGUGGAAAAGCUUAUUACAAGGAUGAGAUCCUGGUAUCUCGAAAAAGAAGGUCUGUUAUAUAGAAGACCAAACAUUUAUUUAUUAAACAGAUCUGAAACUUUUAUAAGAAUACCUAAAAUACUUCAUUUUCUCAAGCUUACACUAAUAUUGUCUUUUUUACAGGAAGCUCUAUUACAUGCUAUACAGAUGGUCUGCAAGUCCUGCAGUGCCGGUAUAAAAGCAGAGCAAGAAGACUUUGUGACACAGAUAAUUGAUGUAUUACUGAGAGAGAGCAAGAAGGAGAAUAUAACCUACAAGUUGGAAGCGUUGUCAUGUUUCGGGGAAGUGUUGGAGGUGUUUUCUGUGGACAGAUUUGUCGACGUCUAUAACAUCAUGUCUCCUGUCCUAGAUAAGGAGGAGAGAAUGGAGGUAGAUGGAGAAAAAGAAGAAAUGAGUACAGAGGUGAAACAGAAACAGCUGGUCUGUUACUUCACUGUUCUAGGUCAGGCCUGGCCUGAGGCUCAAAACACGCAAGAUGAGUUCCAGGAUAGAUAUGGUUGUAUGAUGUGUAAAUCUUUGCAGAGCAACACUUGGAGAAUACAGGAGGCUAUACUGAAAUCCAUGCAUAAAUACCUUACCAGGUUGUGUUGCCUGAAAGAUAUAGCACUGCUAGAGAAGAAACAGGAUUCUGUGAAAUUACUGCUUGAAAAUCUCCUGACAUCUUUAUCACCAUGUCUUGGCAAUCUCAAAUACACUGUGAUACGUUCCGAGGCCCUAGUCAUCGUGGAGGACAUAGUGCCAAAACUGCAAGAAUCAGGAAAGUUGCCAAUCUUAUCACAGGAGGUAAUGGAAAAGCUUCAGUCAGACAUGUCAUCAUUGACGUCCGACUCCAGUCCCGAGUUACAGGACAGAUCAGCAAAACUUCUCAAAAUCUUAGCGGGAUAAAAUCUGAAUAUCACCCUAUCAGAAAACUGUGGAAAUACUUUAAUAUGUUACAUUUGAAGCAUGACAUUGUGUGGCCCAACGUGAAAGUGAUUACAGUAUAAAAAGAACCAGUGACUUCAAAGUUUGCAGCAAGACUUAUAGUAUAAAAUUGAACAAUUUUUUAUGCAGCAAAAUUUCAGAUGACAUCUGCUAUAUACAGCUGUUAGAUACAAAGUUACAGUACUAUUACAUUUCAUAAAGAACUGAAUGAAAGAAAACUUAUACACUUCCUCUCCCUACAUGUAUCCCCACAGAUAGAAUGGAAAUUUAGUUCAAACAGACAGUAUCAUAUGUCAUCCAGCAGAACACAAUGUAAAACAGUUAUAUUUCACCCAGUGCUUCUGAUAGCAUGGUACUAUAGUUAGUUAUUACAUACUUGCUCUGACCCCGUGACAUUACUUGCAGUGUGCCACUUGAACAUUACUGUAUACAAAGACAAGGAAAUGCCACAAUGUAGCAGAACUUUGGAAAUCACAUGAAUUUACUAAAUUAUAAAUUUGAAGUAUCCAUAUUGACUGAACUCGCCUUUAUCCUGAAAUUUUCGGUAAAAGUUUGAGCCUUACAAUUUUCUUUUCAUAGAUUUGCAAGUUCAACCAGACUCUUUCUUAACAGUGAUCCUCACUGCCUGCAUAAAAGGCUUCAGAUGUCUAAAAGUCUGUAUAACUUUAUUACAGGAGUGAUGUUUCCACUGAAUAUUAUGACUUUUCAACAGAAAUCAAUAGAAUGAAUGUGCCAAACUAUUUAAGCUGUUAAUCUCAUCACUGCUACACUUGAACUGAUAAUCUACCCAGACUUUGCAUCUAUAAAACUUGAGUUUGGAGACCAGUCUCAGACUGCAGCCUUGCCAUUGGUCAAUUUCAAGAAUGAGUUCAGAAUCAUCCAAUCAGAUGACUGGUUUUAUAGCCUAGAAACCUGGAUUAUUCAUCACUUGACUACUGAUUUUGCUGUUUUGGCUGGAAUUGGAGAUAUCUUCAUUGAAAUUGUUUAUUUAUCCUAAGUUAUAUGUUCUAUAACAUUAUUAUAAUUUUUGUAACAAACAUUAGACUUAUUUACAUUUUUGAAAUAAAUGUAUGAUGACUGCAAAGACUUUUAAGUAGAAGGACAUUUUCAUUGACUUAAAGUGCAUAUACAUGUAGGUAGACAUUUUAACAUUUGUAUUGUCUGUAAAAUGUGACAUUUAUGUUGACAACUUCCCAGAUUCUUUCUUCUCUCAUUUUUCCAGGACAGGAAAACAAAUUACAGCAAUAAAAGUGUAAAUUAUAGUGCAAUGACAUGUCAUGUUUACUUGUUCGUACUUGUGUUAAAAAAUUUAAAUUUUUCAUUUACACAUAGUUAAAUAUGACAUUAAUAUCUUAGAUUUAGAAAUAACAAAAUAAGUGAAAACUGGUCUCAAAUUUAUGUUAAAACCAAAAUUGUUCAUAAUUUUCAAACUGUUUUUAUACUUUAUAGGGACUACAAUUUUUAGUACUUUGCACAAAUAUCACACAUCAAAUGAUAGAAACCAAAGGACACUUUCACAACAUAGAAUAUUUAGUUAAUUUUCAGUCUUACAGAGUAAUGUGAACAAGUGGCUUUAGAUACUUGUAUUUACUGUCUAGAGAGCCUAAUACUUGCAUUUACUGUCUAGUGGUAGUGGGCCUCCUCGAGUGCAGGAGGUUGUGGGCUCGAUUCCUGGUGGCAUCACACCAAAGACGUGAAAAAUGCAGCUUGGUGCUCGGCAUUAAAAAGAAACUGGUUUCUUUUUCUCUUAGCCUUGUGGCGAUGGAUUCCAUCAGGUCAAUAAAGUGUCAAGAGUGAUUUAUAUAGGUUGUAGACCUUGCUUCUAAAUUAGCCUAAAAUAAAUUUAAUAGUAUAAACAUUUGAAAGUGACACUGCAGGUUAUUUACCAAGCCCACCUGCUUAGCUUAUUAGGCAGAUCUUUGGAUAACAGACUUGAGUUUGAUCCUAUAGUGUGGCAUAUGUUCUCCAUAAUGGACUGAUAAAAGACAAAGUGUGUAGAACAUGUUAUUAGUGGUACAUAAUCCAGGAACACUAUUUAGGUUAACUGCCAGCCAUUACAUAAUUUAAAUACUGUUGAAAAACAGCACUAAAUCCAAAUAAAUUAUCAUAAAAUCCCCUGUCAUGUCAGUAUGAUUAUUACACGUUAUUACAUUAAAUGUUUUGAAUUAACCUGUCUAUCAUGUUAUAACAGAACAGAAAAGACAUUUUAUUUUUAGACUUACCAUGGUUGUGUAAUCCAUGUUGAAAUGUAAUUUAUUAUACUCUGUGGUCUAGUGGUUAAGGCAUCUGCCCAAAGAACAAAAGUCAAUGGUUUGAAUUCUAGAUGGAGCAGUUUUGACACUGCUGGUUGGUGAGCUGCCAGAUAUUUAAAAGAAUAACUAAACAGCCAGAUUCCUUUUAAAGUGUACAAGGCAAUGAUGUCACAUACCUCAAAAUGGCUGGCCCUUUCAAAGCUGUAGACUUUGAAGUCCUUGGCUGUGAGAGGUUUUAACACAAUAAUAACCUAGUUUACAAGUUGUUAUUUUUCAGUUACAAAUUCUCACAUCAAGUUUGUGAGUUUGUUGAGUUUACUGUAUAUGUUUUUUGUAACCUAUGAAAAUCACAUAAAAUCUAUGGCAUGGUUUUACAUAUAUGAAAUCUAUAAAAUUCAAAAUAAAGUACAAAAAAUAAUAUCUCAAACUGUUGCCCACCCAAGAGUUAAUAUUUGCAAGAGAAUAUUUUUGUCAUUUGACAUGGAGAGAAAUUUUCAGUGUCUGAAUCUGGUAAAUGAUUUAUGAGUUUUAUUAUCUUCUUUGAAAUAAUUACUCUUAUCUGUGCAAACUUCAUUUUCUUAUUUUCCCCUAUUCUAUAUAAUGUUUUUGAGGUAUAUUUAAUAUGCAAAUUUUCUCUGAACGUCAAUAAUGCAUGGAGAAAGAUCAAGAAUAAGGUAUAUGAUUUGUAAAUUAUACAGUUUAUAAUAAGGUAUGGGUAGAACACCUUAUUUGUUUUUUUAACCAGAAUUUGUAGUUCUGCUUCACUAAGUUUAAUGAAAAUAUCAGGGUCUAUGUUAAGAUUGCAAAGUUGUUGAAUGUGAUUUCUGAUGUUUUUCUGUUGAUUAUGGUGAUAGAGAUAUUUAAUUAUCCUUUCAUAUUCCUAGAAUUUACUAUAUUAUAAUUGACAAACAUUGUACCAUGAUGACAGAAAUAUACCAAUGAGAAGAA